UUUUGUCGUCGCCUGUCUUUUUCCAUCAGAGGAACGGCAGGACAGUUACCAGAGUCAGUGGUGUAUACAGCUAUUAGCGUAGUAAAUUUUAUUAGUGCGGAACCAAAUUGAACCCAAUUGACUAUGAGUGUGAAACAUAGACUGUAUAAAGGUGUGAACGCUAAAAUAGUUAUAAUAGGAUGCGGGAUGUCAGGUAUAGCAGCGGCACAAAGGCUCGUUAACUCUGGUUUUCAUCAUGUGCGGAUACUUGAAGCAACUGCAAGAAGCGGGGGACGAAUAAAAACAGGCAGAUUGGGUGAUAAUAUUGUUGAGAUAGGGGCAAACUGGAUCCAUGGACCGUCCGAGGAGAACCCAGUGUUUUGUCUGGCCCGUCAGUACGGGCUUCUGGAUCCAGAGGCCCUCACCCCACAGAACCAGGCCAUGGACAUAGGAGGACAUCCCCCCUGGGUUCCCAACUUCUUCAGCAGUUCAGGUCAGAAGCUGACUGCUGAGGACAUCAAGCCUGCUACGGAGAUGUUUGCUGAGCUGCUACAUGAAAGUUCAGAAUUUCAGAGUCAAGGAGGAGAACCAUGGGCCUGCGUGGGAGAUUUCAUACGGUCAGAGGCACAAAAACGAGCAGCGGAGAAGUGGAAAGAUAUUGAUGCAACCACUAGAUCUCUGCGACUGUGUGUGAUCAGUAACAUGUUGAAGGUGGAGUGUUGUGUUAAUGGGUCUCACAGCAUGGAUGAGGUGGGCCUGGGGGCCUUUGGCCUUUACAAGACUCUACCUGGACUGGACUGCACAUUCCCAGGUGGUUAUGAAGAUCUAAUCAGAAACUUGAUGUCGGAGCUCCCCAGUGGUUUAGUGACCUACAAUCAGCCUGUGCGCUGUGUCCACUGGAACAACGCAGAGAAGAGAGAAAACCCUGUGAUGAUUGAGUGUGACGCUGGGGAGAGAAUUGCUGCUGAUCAUGUUAUUGUCACUGUACCGCUAGGAUACCUAAAGAAGCACCAUUCAGCCCUGUUCCGUCCUCCUCUCCCUCUACACAAGCUGCACUCCAUCCAGAGACUAGGUUUUGGAACAAACAAUAAAAUAUUUGUGGAGUUUGAUUCACCGUGGUGGGAUGCUGACUGUGAGGUCAUCUACCUCGUGUGGGAAGAUGAGAAUGACAUGGUGGACCAGGUGCCGGAUGUACAGAGAUCUUGGAUAAAGAAGUUGUUUGGCUUCACUGUGCUCAAACCCACUGAAAGGUAUGGCCAUGUUCUGUGUGGCUGGAUUGCUGGACAUGAGUCAGAGUAUAUGGAGACACUGUCUGAACAGGAGGUCACACAUGGCAUCAUGCAACUCAUCCGCAGAUUUACAGGAAACCCUACCAUCACCCCGAGGAGAAUCUUGCGCUCCCAGUGGUUUCAUGACCCGUGGACAUGCGGAUCUUACUGUCACCCAGCAAUAGGCUGUUCAGCGCAGGACCUGGAGAACAUGAUGGAGCCCCUGCCCACGAAGGGAUCACAGUCACAACCCCUGCAGGUGUUGUUUGCUGGAGAGGCUACUCAUCCCUGCUACUACUCCACCGUUCAUGGAGCUAUUCUCACUGGGUGGAGAGAAGCUGAUAGACUCAUCUCUCACUACUCCUCCAUCAGUCCAUCUGAGCUGCCCAAGUCUAAGCUUUAAAAGAACAAUACUGCUUUAAAAAAAGAGAUUUAUAGCUAAAAUCUGCAACUUCUUCAAACUGUGAUCUCAGGGUUAAUUUGGAGGAGUGUGUGGAAGCCUGCUGUUUAUUUAAAUCAGUCACUUAAAAUUUUGGAAAGCCAGUGAGGUGUGAUACUGCUGACCUUAUACUGUGGAUUUCACUGCAUUAAAAUACACAUGGACUUGGAUGGUAUUGGACAGGCAAUCAAGUGAUCAAGUAAUGAUAUUGAUAUAAUAAUUAUGCUAUUUCAGUAAAUACAUUAAGGAUACAGCUGUAAAUAUAAACUGAUGAAAGGCCUCUUUGUAUAUUUUUAGUAAAGAAAAAUUAAGGAAUUAACUUAAAUUUACACAUGUAGUAAUCUUAUUUACAAAUCAGCUAAUAACAGUUAUAGGAAUUAAUAGUGAUUUUGUAACUUCAUUGUCUUAUUUUAAGACUGAUUGAAUUUCAUACAGUUUUUCAACUUUCUUGUUUUCUAAUCUAAUUAUUGUAUUGUAACUGGCUGUAAUUAACUAUAUUAUUAAUAAAUAGAAAUGUAUAAAUAAAUGA
Siniperca chuatsi (mandarin fish) is the source of this 2215-nucleotide messenger RNA. RefSeq names its product peroxisomal N(1)-acetyl-spermine/spermidine oxidase-like. The record is from RefSeq and is a predicted model, not a curated record. The transcript is spliced from 10 exons. NCBI's taxonomy places the organism in Eukaryota, Metazoa, Chordata, Actinopteri, Centrarchiformes, Sinipercidae. The coding region runs from base 124 to 1650 and encodes 508 amino acids. Gene Ontology annotation, molecular function: polyamine oxidase activity.